UCGGGGAUCAGCUGACCCAAAGCCUCCGCCGACGUCGACGUCGGCUCAGCCCGGCCGUCGUCCUUCCUUUCGUGGGCUGACUACUUCCUGAAACGUUUUGGUCCUUGUCGAAGGGCCCCAAAAGAGGAGAAACUCGUUGUUGUGCGCGACUGUUGAUCCGAGUUGCCCGGGAAGGAUGCCGUCGUUGCUCUUCUGCGGCCCCAAGAUGGCCGCGUGCGGCAUCGUCAUCAGCAUCUGGGGCGUCAUCAUGUUGGCGAUGCUGGGAAUCUUCUUUAGCGCCAAGUCGGCCGUGCUCAUCGAGGACGUCCCGUUUACCGAGGACGACAUCCGCAACGAUCAACACCCUCCCCAGAACAUCUACGGUCUGUACAGCCAAGUGGGCAUCAACUGCUUCAUCGCGGCCGCCGUCUACGUGGCGGUGGGCGCCGUGUCGCUGUGCCAGGUUCGACUCAACAAGCGGCAGGAGUACAUGGUGACCUGAGAUGGCCCCGCUCCAGCCGACUGGCCGCCGCGCCCUGUAAUUUAUUUCCAGUUUAAACGUUCCGUGUUGAUGUAGUCAUUCCUCAACGUGUUUUCUGCAUGUCGAAAUGUGUGACAGGAAGUGCCGAUGUCAAAAUAAAAGACGUGACGUGC
Messenger RNA from Phyllopteryx taeniolatus (common seadragon), 633 nucleotides. RefSeq names its product ribonuclease kappa-B. The transcript has 3 exons. Gene Ontology annotation, molecular function: RNA endonuclease activity. Lineage: Eukaryota; Metazoa; Chordata; Actinopteri; Syngnathiformes; Syngnathidae. The coding region runs from base 176 to 481 and encodes 101 amino acids. The record is from RefSeq and is a predicted model, not a curated record.